ACUGUAAUGAGGUUUGCUCCCAAACCGUGCGCCCAAUAAUGCAGUUUUUGUACCUUCGAAUAAAACUGACAGGGGGUCAUCUAUCAUGAAAUUGUAACAGAAAGAGUUAGUGAAUGGAUCUAAACAGUCUGGAUCUGAACGCCAGAACGACAAUCUGCAAAUAGGAGAAUGUCAAUUAUUCCUGCCAUUUUCAGUCUUUUUUGUCUCCCAUCAUUUUGUGAUUCGUGUGUUUUCUUACCCUUUCUUAACUACCUCUGGGAUAUUUGGGAGCCAAUGCAUGUCAGAUUGAUUUUGAACAGUGCCAUCUUCGACGAUUGUGCGGCCACUCUGUCCCAAAGAGAUUGGAUUACCUUUCGGGACAGCUUAUGCUCUAUUCCAAACGAUAUCCAAGGUGUUGUCUUGAUCCGGGAAGAAUACGACGAGAUUCCACGAUGUACAUGGGAUCAGUGCAACUCCAAUGCACUCACCAUCAUUCCGAGUAACGCUCAAACUUUGCCGUGUGUAAUUAGAUUGGACAGCUCGUUAUUCAUGUAUCAAGUCGAAGGGUUGGCUUUAGUUUUGAGCGAGGUGUACGCAAUUCAAAAAGGUCCAUUGAUCUUCAAUCACAUUGGAAUAUGGACGGAGAAGAUGGGUCUCCAAAGCAAUCACUCUUUAUCAAAAUGGGAACGUCGAACAGACUUAAGUACCGCCAAUUUGAGGGUGGCACUUUUCAAGUCCAAUGGCCUGUCGAAGAAUUCUUCUUCGGAGGCAAACACUGACUCCGUUUCACGAUAUUUCAUUCGAGUGUUCCAAAUCCUUCAACAAAACCUCAACUUCAGUUUCGAGCCCCACAUCAAUACACAGGGAGCUUGGGGAUCCAAAGAGAGUGGAACUUGGAAUGGGAUUGUUGGCAUGCUGCACCGAAACGAGGCUGAUAUUGGAAUGCAAUCCCUGUCCAUCACCAAAGAUCGGAACAAGGUCAUCGACUUCAGUACACCCUUGAUCUUUGACAAACUGACGUUUAUCAAAGGCAAUGAGCUGCAAUACGACAUCAACUACUGGAUAUACAUCAACAUCUUCAGAAAGGAGGUGUGGUUUGGAAUUGCCAUCAUAAUAGCAUUGGGAUCAGCCAUCUUCUCUGCGAUUUCGUGGCUACAAAUUGAUUGCUUGCACGAGGAACUUGAAGAGAAAUUCGGAGUGGCGAACGGGUUUGCCUUGACUUGCGCCACAAUGUUGCAGCGUGACUAUCUUUUUGAGAGAAAGCACGUCGUCACCAGAAUUACUUUCAUGUCUCUAUGCUUAGGCUCGUACUGUCUUUUGGCAUUUUAUGGAGCGGAUUUGACCUCUGGAAUGACUGUUCAUCCACGUCCCACCAUCUUACGUUCCAUGAAUGAUAUCAUUGGCAAAGAUUUCCAGAUCAGAGUGGUUGGUGCAAGUGCCAAUUCUGAUUUAUUCAUAUACGCCCCAGUGGGUACUCCGAUGAACAGGAUAUAUGAGACUCUAAUUAAAACAGAUCCAAAUGCAUUAAUGACUCCAAAGACGGAUGAUGAGGUGAUUUCGAUGGUUUCCACAAACGAAAAGAUCCUUUAUUUUGCUUCUAUUCUUCCUUACCGAUUACCAAACUCACCAGUUACCAUCUUAAGCUUAGUAGACAUGGUGGAUGAUGCCCAAGGCUUUGGAUUUCAGAAGAACUCUGAAUUUUUGGAAUUAUUUGAUUUUCAUAUUUUGAAACUGGAAGAGAGUGGCGUUGCCCGACGAAUUCGAAGCGAACUCUUUCCUAUCGCCAACCAAGAUGUAUCCGUCAAUGCAGGCAUCACUUUGGGGUUUGAAAAUCUCAUCUUUCCUUUCUUAAUGCUUUUUGUAGGUAUCGGCAUCUCGGCUCUUUUUGUUUUGAGUGAGUUUGUAAGAAAGAGAUUUGAUUGAAUCGCAAAUAAAACUACACACAAGA
Molecule: messenger RNA, 1927 nt
Organism: Tigriopus californicus
Lineage: Eukaryota; Metazoa; Arthropoda; Copepoda; Harpacticoida; Harpacticidae
Product: glutamate receptor-like
Exons: 1
Coding region: 169-1902 (577 amino acids)
Cellular component (GO): membrane
Molecular function (GO): glutamate-gated receptor activity
Source: RefSeq, a predicted model, not a curated record